This is a messenger RNA of Acipenser ruthenus (sterlet), 6101 nucleotides long. RefSeq names its product ras-related protein Rab-27B. The coding region runs from base 282 to 935 and encodes 217 amino acids. The transcript is spliced from 7 exons. NCBI's taxonomy places the organism in Eukaryota, Metazoa, Chordata, Actinopteri, Acipenseriformes, Acipenseridae. The record is from RefSeq and is a predicted model, not a curated record. Gene Ontology annotation, biological process: melanosome transport; positive regulation of exocytosis. Gene Ontology annotation, molecular function: GTPase activity; GTP binding. Gene Ontology annotation, cellular component: secretory granule; melanosome.
CUCAGAUCUGUAUCCAGGGGCAGAGCUAACACUUUGUCUCGGAGUUGUUCACCUACGCUUACUGCAGAUAAGCAGCUGUUUGUAAAGGAAUAAAAACUAAACUGAAGUGCAGGCAUGGCAGUCAGCCAAUCAAGGGUCCUUGUUGGAAUGUAAACAAUGUACGCAGGAUUAGACUGAAGCUGAAAAGAUAACUCUUGACAGAAGAGAGAUUGCCAGUAAGAUAUCGGGGGCUAGGCAUAGACCAGCCUGCGUCGCACGCAAGGUUCUGCACAGUCCUCAAUAUGACUGAUGGGGACUAUGAUUAUCUGAUCAAGCUCCUAGCCCUGGGGGACUCUGGAGUUGGGAAGACCACCUUCCUCUACAGAUACACGGAUAACAAGUUUAACCCCAAAUUCAUCACCACAGUGGGAAUCGACUUCAGGGAAAAGAGAGUGGUAUACAGUAAUUCAGGACCAAAUGGCACUGCUGGGAAAAAUUUUAAAGUUCACCUCCAGCUCUGGGACACUGCCGGACAAGAAAGGUUCCGUAGCCUCACCACGGCCUUCUUCCGAGACGCCAUGGGCUUUUUACUAAUGUUCGACCUCACGAGCCAGCAAAGCUUCUUAAACGUCAGAAACUGGAUGAGCCAACUCCAAGCUAAUGCAUAUUGUGAGAAUCCAGAUAUAGUAUUAAUUGGGAACAAAGCAGAUUUGUCUGACCAGAGAGAGGUUCAGGAAAAACAAGCAAAAGAGCUGGCAGAUAAAUAUGGGAUACCAUAUUUUGAGACAAGUGCGGCUACAGGAUCAGACGUUGAUAAAGCAGUAGUCACGCUCUUAGAUUUAAUAAUGAAGCGCAUGGAACAGUGUGUGCAGAAGACAGCACCCGAGUCUGCCAACGGAGGGGACUCAGGAAAGCUAGAGGCUGUGCAACCCCAGGAGAAGAAGUGUGCCUGUUAGACUGCAAGUUAAACGAUCCCCCUUUUAAAGAAAAUCCUAACAAUGGACAAAAAAAGAAAAGUUAUGUUAUUUAAGCAGGGAACAUGUUGGUUGGAAGCUGUAAGACAGACUUGUCAGGCCGCAUUUGGCUGUAACCUAAGAUUUGCUUGAGCAUCCGAUUUUCAAUACUGUAUUAUUAUAUAAAGAAGAUAUUGAACAUAACACUGUCCUGGCAGUGAGAACCCUUCUUGUGGAUAUUAUUAGUGGCAAGUUUGGCCAGUCUAUGACAUGGUAUCCAGAUAUCAAAGAUUCAUAAUCCAAAGUCUCACAGUCUGAAGGGUUCGGUCAUGCUUGCUUUUCUUUUUCAUUCAAAGAUGUUUGAUUGAACCUAUUAAAUCUCCAUCCAGGACCAGAAUUGUACUAAUAUAGUCUUAACUAGAUUGCGAUGUGGUAAUUGGGCAAAGGUUACGUAUUGUAUGUGUGGCAGUCAUAGUUGAAUUGUAUAGUUGACUGGCAUGGGUGCAUUCACGAUAACAACGUCUCUAUUAAAAAAUGGAAAAUUAAAAAAAGAAAGACUAUUUUAAAGAGCGCAGUGGUCUGCUUCCUCUCCUGGUUUAAAUCCUGAUCAGGCUGACCAACAUCUGCUUUCAAGGCGAUUCCAACUUAUUUCUGGCAGGACAGUGUACUGUAUACUGUAUUAUAAACACAAGUGUAAGAUGCUUCAGUAAAUCUGCUCUUUAUAUACUGUACAGUUAUGAAGGUAAAAUCUCUAGUAUUAAAUAGUACAAAAUGGAGACUUUUAUUCAUUCAUAUUUAAGAUUGUUUUAAUUAAAUGCUGCAUUCAUAUUAAUUAAUCAUCACCUGGAUAGCUACUGCUAUAUUUGUGCCAAACCUGUUUUUCCCUUUUUAGUACUCACAUGUGCCUGGUGCGUUUUUGACAAGUCUGCCUAGACGAUGAUAGGACAAAGGUGGUGGUUUGAGAAUUUUCUUUUACCCUAAAGUGUAAAUUACUCUCAUUUGUUCAAAAAUAAUUUAAAAAAAAAACAUGUUAAAGGUACUAAAAAUGAACACAUGCCAGGUUAUAAUUAAAGGUUUUUCAAAGUGGUUAACAAACUAUUUCAAUAAACCAUACCUAUUGUGCACUUCUGUUUGUUAUAUACUGUAAGUAUCAAAUAUCACAAAUUUUAAAUCGUGCCAUCUGGUUCUACACUGUGAUAAAGUGCAAGCCUUGCGUUCAGGUUAUCUUGCACUUCCUUUGGUCAGUUCACUUGGAGAGUGAAAUUACCCCACCCCUAGAACACCUUAUUUCCUGUCACUAACCAACUAAUAGCAAAAUGAGCUAGAAAAUGAAAUGGUAACAUACUUCCUGAAAGAAAAGACAAGCAAACAUUCUUUAACCUAGUGUAGCACCAGGCCUUUAUAGCAAGAGUAAGUGCACGACAGGUAAGCUUUACAGUGUGAAAUUGUUUUGUUAGACACAACCAUCAAGUUCGUACGGUUGUUUAUUUUUCAUUUUAUAAGUCGAAAGGGUGUUCAUCUUAAACAAUGUAAGUACUUUGCUCUUGAAGUAAAAAGCUUUGACAUUUUUCACUACACGUCAAUUAUAAUGAAGAGGAGUGCUUAAUAGAUACAGCUAAAUCCAACGCUGCUUCCCAUCAUGGUUGCAAUUCAUUUAUUUGUUUAUAAUUUAACCUUUUUUGAGACACUUGCCAAACUUUUCAUACCUUGUUUUACUGCUUUAUUUGGGGAUUUCUUGUUAUCCUAUUAUGUGGUAAUGAUAAAGAAAUGUGAAUGGCAAGCUAUUCACCUUCGCUUGUACAUAAUAGUUACACUGUAAUGUUGAUCAUGAACAUUUUCCGACUGGAACAUGACACAGGUUCACUGUUAACGGUAUUUCUUUCCUUAAAACGUACCAAUCUGGGUUUAUAAAUCAUUACCAAGUCAGACUUUAGUUUAGGUAAACAAUUGUUUUGACAAAGUGGAAGACAUUAAAAAAAUCAAAUGCAUAACAUUGAAAGAGACUCUUAUUAAAAUGUAUUUAUUUUAAGAUGCCUGACUAAGUUAAGGGGAAACAAAUGUUGCAACAACUGUCGCCUUCAGUGUUUUGUCGACACACUUGUGUACAAUGAAACUACCCUGUGUUGAGCAGGUAGAUAUAGUUCUCUUAUGUUCACCCAACAACUGAACCACACACUUCUACAUUUAUAUCAAGAUAAGCAGAAUAUCAACCUAGAAGAAACUUGUGUGACUCGUGAAAAAUGUGUACAAUCCCUUUGUUUUUAUGUCAGCUUUUGGAUUUGAUAGCCGUUCUCAAAAGUUUACAUUGUCUGGAGGGUUAUCUUUUCUCUGUAGUGGUGCUCGUGAUGCUGUGUGACCAAUAAUAUCUUGUGAAACCUUAUUUGUAAAAGUUGUGAAUUACUGAAUAUUUUUAAUGCAUCGAAAUAUGAAGUGAAGCAAAAAAUUAUAUAUAUGUAACAAUAUUGCAGAUUUGAAUCAUUUAAUUGUUUAAAAAAAACAGUUUUGCAGAAUUUGGAAUGUUCUUCUAUGUAUUUGAAAACAAUCAAUGUGCUUAUGCUUUUAAAUAUCAAUAUGCCUGAAAUGACCUGAAGCAUACACAGAGUUGUACCGAGCAUAUUUGAAUGCACCCUUAGCAUGGACCACAUACUGUAUGUGAGUGGCUUGGUAAGUGUGCUAUCUGUUUACCAAUAUAUCUCAGCACAUCUUUAGUGUAGUCCUGCUGUCUUCUGCUGUUUCAUUGCCUAAAGUGACCACAUGAGACAUGGAACUUAUUUAGCUAAUGAUGGGUAUUGAUCAUUUUUCUCAAUUCAUUUUGAACUAUAUAUUUUUUUUAACUUGUGUGUUUUCAGUUAUAAUUACUGCAGGGUUAAAAAAAAAAGAAGAAAACUUUCAAUAAAAAAAUGCAUUAUGUAACUGUGCAUAAGAGGUAUUGGCAAACCUUUUGAAAAAUGUGCUAGUGCAUUAAUAAAAGUAUUUAAAAAAUGUGAGCUUAGCAAAUUGCUAUCAGUUUGAUAAUUAAUAACUGCAGGGUUUUUUUUUUAGCAAGCGUCAAUACAAUAUAGCUAACACUUUUUGUUUUUUAAAGAUCUUCCUUUUGAAAAAGUAAAAAAAAAAAGACAACAUUUUCCAAAAUGGGGGAAUCUUACUAUAAAUGAGUAAGACUGUUCAUAUAUCAGCAGCACUGAAGUAUAAAGUUGAACCAUUAUGGAGUCAAAGUAAGUACAUUUAUACCCAUAUUGGCAAUAAACUAUAUUAAACCAUACUGCCAUUUGCCUAGUAUUAGAACAUACCUAAUCCCAGAAUUUACUGUAAUAUUAUAAGGGGGUGGGGGUAAAGCUGUUGGAGGGUUUGUAGUCUUCUUUCCCACACUGGGGCCUAUUUUUAAAACCUUUUUUCCAUUACUAGUUGGCUGUUCUAGGAAAGGGCGUGUAAAACACAGGCAGAGCCUCAGUAGGUUAGCCAGUCGUAUGAGAAACAUCAUCUGACUCCAGGGCAUUGAUAAAGACUGCUGCCUCUUUGAGACGGUACAGAUCUGUUUGAAUCGGUAGCUUGCUAAAAUGCUGUCCAACCAAGAGUCAUCUAUUUUUGCAGCUUUACUUUGAAGUGUUUUCAAACCUUGAUGCUGUGGUGUGACUCAGAGCAUAUGGCAUUUAUUCUUCUUUCAGUCACUGUGAUUUCUAACGUUUCUACAAGAAUAACAGUCACAGUGUGUGCCAUAUAGAGAGCACGAGAGAGAGAGAGAAAUAAGCAGUCUGAUCUCUAAUCUGUUGCUAUUAUCCUUGUCGUCAACAAUGACGGAAAGAAAUAGAUUAUCAGUCACUUUAGGAUGAAUGGAGUAUGGACCUUUCUUGUACCCUUUAAGAAUGUAUACUAUCAGAAGCCUUUUCCUUUUAAGAUUUAAAGGAUAAUGUCUACUUACUUUUAUAGAUUACCUACCUAGUAUGAAACAAAACAAAGAGUGUAGCAUUAAAUCCUACAGGGAAGCUGUUCAUGCUGUAUUAACUCAAAUGUAUGAGGGGGAGGUCAUAAUGGGUGCUUGAAAAGCAAAACCAGGUUUCAAAAUUACCUUUAAUAUUAUAUUGCUUGAUAAUGAAAUGGUUAAUUUAUCCCCUCUGAUUUUGUCUGACGGAAGGGUUAUAGCAAUGCGGUCUCUAGAUUUGCCCCACAGUUGUAUUUAUUCAUUUGAAGCCCUCCAGAUAAGAAUGGUAACUCAUACGUUUUUUGAUACAACAUGAAAAUAGCUUACUAACCACAGCUUCCCAUAACUAACACAUUUUUCGGUAGAUCAGUUUUUAGUUAUUACUGUAUUUUCAAUCCUCUGUCUCCUUAAUACUGUUACUGUACAGUAUGUGUACUCACUGUGCCUCCUAUAGAACCUAGGCAUUACAUCUACAGGAAAAAUGAGCUCCACCCACCUGUGUGCAAAAAAAGUUUACAUUAAGAACUGUUUUUUAAAGUAUUGAUUAUCACGCCUUUAGUUGUCUGAAGACCUGCUAGUAGGGCUGCCACAGAUAAAAUACAAUAGCAUCUCUGGCUUGUCACAAAAUGGGAGUUAAACUUUGCACUGGAUAUGAGUGGAAUAUGGAAGGACCAGGACAGACUGCCGGAUUGGUCUUACUUCUACUUACUCCUAUAUCCUGUACGCACUUCCAGUGUUUGGCAAAAUGCAUUACAUUACAGAACACUGUAUGGGGGGGAAAACAGUGUACUGAAGCAACAGAUACGGAAUGGAAAUUGCCUUAUUACUUAUUUACUUAUUUCAAGGCUAUUCAAGCUCAUCUGUUCAUAUAGUGAUAAAUCCUUUCAAAAAGAUGAUGCCACUGCAAUGAAUUGCAAAAAAAAAAAACCCAAAAAACAUUCCCUUCUCUAAACGGCUGGCUUUGUUACAAACAUGUUUUUUCAUUUGAUCUUUAUCAAAUUCAUUGUGAUUACUAGUUGUAUCAAUGUGCCUUUUUUUGGUUGAUGGUAUGUUAUUUUAUCUAUUUGUUUUUUCAUUAUUAGUGUGGUGCCUGGUUAUAAAUGCUGUGCCAUUACUUAUACCAAAGUAUGUGUGAUGAAUGCAAAAGGAUGGUGUAAGUACUGUAUAUAGUAAUGUGGUGUCUGGUUUUGUAAAACAUUGUUUUGUGUCUACAGUAUGUAGUCUUUCCAAUAAAAUGCAUUUUCAUUAUA